Molecule: messenger RNA, 1910 nt
Organism: Armigeres subalbatus
Lineage: Eukaryota; Metazoa; Arthropoda; Insecta; Diptera; Culicidae
Gene: hd
Product: protein downstream neighbor of son homolog
Exons: 3
Coding region: 183-1865 (560 amino acids)
Biological process (GO): nuclear DNA replication
Cellular component (GO): nucleus
Source: RefSeq, a predicted model, not a curated record
UCUGUCACUUCGUAAGCGUAAACAAAUAAAAAUGCGCAAUUUUUCUUCAAGGACCAACGCAUGGGAAGGAAAUAUCUUGUAAACUUUUAUUCGACAAACUUAAUAGUUAAGUGAAUUAUAUUGUGAUUACUAAGAAAGCAGUUUAUUAUAUUGUCUAUAGUGAAACAUCGAUCCAAACAGUUAUGAGUCAAUGGAAGAAACCAGACGAAAUUCUUCGCCUGCAGCGUCUGAAGCAGAAGCAGAAAGCACUCCAGGCCCGUAUUCAAAGGCCAUCUGGCAUAGGCGUUGCGGCUUCCAGCGUACAGGAAUCGGAUCCAUUUUCUGGUAGCCAGAAGAGGAAAAACCCCUUCGCAAAGAACGAAAACAAUGUCACUAAAAAACAAAAGCAGUUUGAUCCGGACGUCACAAACGAUGAGAGCAUUUUUGAACUACUGAACAAAGCUACCCCAAAAGAAAUUCCCGUGAUUGACUUACCCGCUACAAAACCUCUCGAAACUCGUUUCCUGGAUUCACAUCACCAAUUAGUAAUCAACCAAGCUGAUCCUCAUGAAACCCCAGAAGAACUAAAUAAACCAUGCAAACACAUUCCAAUUCACUGGGGCAUCAAAAAUAGAUUAAGAAUUGUUUGCAAAUCUUCACUUCCCGGCAAUAACCUCCGCACCAAUCAGGAAGCAAGCGGUCUAACGUCUUUCGUUCGGUGCAUCGGUAUAAAAGAUUCGUCCGUCGGAUUGGACAUCUCCCCUGGGGCAAGAUUUUAUCAAAGCACUUUAUACUGGCAGCACCCCCAUCUGCCUUGGCUGACACUGUUCCCCAGAAACGCCAAAUCUAACCACGGAACUGUGCUGGGAGAAGCGGAGCGUAGUGCCCUGGGGAAAGAGUGGGCGAUUAGCUUUCAAAAUCUGUUCCAACUUGUCCGAGCCAGGCAGUGUCCUUACUUUUAUGUAUGUGCCAACAGCUUCACUGUGCUGUUCAGGGCAGCUGGGAUCGGCGGACGGGUGGAAACUCAUGCCCUGCUCGCACCAACUUCGCGUGGUAUGCGAGCGGCCCUGAAACAGGAGGACAUUGAAUUCACGAUGCCCCUGAAGAAAACGCAAGAAAAACAAGAGAUGAAUCGGUCGGGCGAAUCGGGCAUAAGCGUCAACAAUGGAAGCUUUUCCAACUCAUCCGAAGAUCAAACCGCAAAUACGGUACCGGAUGAAGACGAAGAUGACGAUGACAUGGAAGAGGAGAAGUGGUUGGAGAGCUUGGGAGUCGAAGCAGAGGAAAUCAAAAAAAUAAACUACUAUCAAACGAAAAAGCAACAGAACCGAGAAUGUGAAGACGAUUACAGUGACCAGUCGACGGUUCUCAUCGAAGGUGUUGAGUGCCAAGCAUUUUUCAACUUUUUGCUGAACGCGAAAAGUACAACGACGAAGGUCGGACGCUUAGCAGGUGUGCCUCCUACUUUGUUGGCCCCGGUAGCAUUCGUAGGCGCUACUUUGCGAACGCUCACAACUCGCUCAAGCAAAAUCAGAAUGGACGGCGAAGACUAUCACAGCACGGAAUUGCAGGGAGUUAUUCUGCCACAUGUGCUGCCCUACCUAUGUGGUCUGCUGGCAGAAACGAAGGACAAUUUCAGCACAACGUUGGUCAGUAUCCCAAGUACUACGGUAUUCAGUCGGGUGUCUCAAAAGAUGAUUGACGAUACUGAUAAAGAAAACGAAGCCACUGCUAUCGGCGAUCAGGUGCUGUGGAAAGAAAAUCUUUCCGACAGUGGACUUUCGGAGCACAUCCUGGAAGCAAUGUGCCGGGCCAGUAAGGAUUCAGUGAAUGAUUUGGAACGAUUAGUUUAUUGCAAAGAAGCAGGAGGCUACACAUGGAGCUAACAAAAUUCUAUUUUAAAUACAAGCCAAUAGCCAACCCAAUCAAAA